Molecule: messenger RNA, 4867 nt
Organism: Perca fluviatilis (European perch)
Lineage: Eukaryota; Metazoa; Chordata; Actinopteri; Perciformes; Percidae
Gene: aebp1a
Product: AE binding protein 1a
Exons: 19
Coding region: 410-3430 (1006 amino acids)
Biological process (GO): proteolysis; negative regulation of transcription by RNA polymerase II
Molecular function (GO): zinc ion binding; metallocarboxypeptidase activity; RNA polymerase II transcription regulatory region sequence-specific DNA binding
Source: RefSeq, a predicted model, not a curated record
AUGUGGGAGAAGAGGAGGAGGAGGAGGAGGAAGAAUAGGAAGAGGGAGGUGUGUUGCUCUGCUGCUACUUCUGGAGAAAAUCCACUCCAGACAGACACACUUCCUCCUCUCCAGCACGGCCAGCUUUAAAAACUUCCAACCCACAACCUUUUCUCCCUCUCUCCACGCUGACUCGCCAUCAGAGAGGAGGAAGCUCCCCAGACGUCCACAGGCUCAUCCUUUUGUUCUCUGCAUCCCUUUUCAAUGUCUUCCGACGCUUCCUAAAGGACCUCUAAGAGAAUCUGUGCAUCUGCAGGUCAGAUCUUCGUCACUGUGCGUCCAAAAGUUCGUUUGAGUUUCAGGUUGUUUUUUUAUUUUGGAGUGCGUCUGCUCUUUUUCGUGCCAGUGUUGCUGUUUUUCACUGGAGAAAAUGAGGGCUGAGGUGCUGGUCGCCUGGGUGGCUUUGACCCUGUGCUGCGCUCCGGUCGCUGCUCGAGAAAAUGUGGAGGAGGAGGACAAACUCUCCGGAGACUGGGUCCAGGUGAGAGAAACCCGAGGACUGGUCGAGCCCAGGAGACGGACGGAGGAAGGGGGUGUUGAAAUGUCAGACGAGCCGGCUGAAGUGGUGCCAGACGAGAGCACAAAACCAAAGAAAAAGAAAACACCUGAGGAAAUUGAGGCAGCCAGGGCAAAGAAAGCAGCAGAGAAGGAAGCCAAAGCAAAGAAGCAGAAAGCUCCUAAACCCACCAAGAAGCCAAAAGGCCCCAAACCAACCAAGAAGCCCAAAGCGCCAAAACCCACAAAGAAGCCCAAAGCGCCUAAAGCGCCCAAAGCGCCCAAAGCAACCAAAGCCACCAAGAAACCAAAGGCGACGACCACAGUGCAGCCCACAACAACCAAGCGUCCGGCUCUGGACGAGGAAGAGGAGCGGCUGCUGAUUGAACUGGGCUGGGACACACGUGAGGUGCCUGGUGGACGCUCUAAAACCACGACGACUGAGGUCAUCAUGUAUAUACCAGAGGAAGUCACCACCGUCCCGUAUGUCGGCCCCUGGUACGAAGAGUACGAUUACGCCGACUUUGCCGAUAAGAAACAAAAAGAAGAGGAGGAGAGAGCUCGUAAAGAAAAGGCGGAAAAAGCCGAGCGGCAGAGGAAGAAGUGGGAGGAGGAGGAAGAGGAGAGACUGAAGCAGAUCUCCGUGCCGGUGGAGCCAAAAAAGUGUCCUCCUCUGGGCUUGGAGUCUCACCGGGUGGAGGACGACCAGCUGCUGGCUUCCUCGCAGUCUCACCACGGCUUCACGGCUCAGAGGGGGCGGCUCAACAUGCAGGGCUCUAAGGACGAGGAAGAUCUGUACGGCGGAGCGUGGUGCGCCGAGCCAGAAGAGAAAAACCACUGGUUUGAGGUCGAUGCCCGCCGAGAGGUGGAGUUCACGGGGGUCAUCACUCAGGGAAGAAACUCAGAGCAACUGGAGGAUUUUGUGUCGUCCUACUUUGUGGCCUUCAGUAACGACAGUCGUGACUGGACAACACUGCAAGACGGCUACGCUGAAUGGUUGUUCUAUGGGAAUGUGGAUAAGGACACGCCGGUGUUGGGUCAGUUCAGCCCGCCCGUGGUGGCGCGCUACAUCCGCAUCCUGCCUCAGAGCUGGAACGGCAGCUUGUGUCUUCGAGCGGAGAUCCUGGCGUGUCAACUACCCAGCAGCUACCGCAGUGAGAAUGAAGUCAACCCAUCAGACGACCUGGACUUCAAACACCACAACUACAAGGACAUGAGACAGAUGAUGAAGGUGAUAAACGAAGAGUGUCCCAACAUCACCAGGAUCUACAACAUCGGUAAAAGCUCUCAGGGCCUGAAGAUGUACGCCAUGGAGAUCUCCGACAACCCCGGAGAGCACGAGACAGGGGAGCCUGAAUUUCGGUACACAGCCGGUCUGCAUGGGAAUGAGGCGCUGGGUCGAGAGCUUCUCCUCCUGCUGAUGCAGUUUCUGUGCAAAGAGUACAACGAUGGGAAUCCCAGAGUGCAACGCCUGGUGGACGGAGUGAGAAUACACCUGGUGCCCUCGCUCAACCCCGACGCUUACGAGCUGGCCUUCGAGAUGGGCUCGGAGAUGGGGAACUGGGCGCUGGGCCACUGGACCGAAGAAGGUUAUGACAUCUUCCAGAACUUCCCCGACCUGAACAGCAUCCUGUGGGGAGCCGAGGACAGAGGCUGGGUCCCUCGCGUCGUGCCCAACCAUCACAUCCCCCUCCCAGAAAACUUCCUCAAUGGCUCGCUUGCUACUGAGACAAAAGCCAUCAUUUCCUGGAUGGAGCGCAACCCGUUUGUGCUCGGAGCUAAUUUGCAAGGAGGAGAAAAACUGGUUGCGUACCCUUUUGACAUGCAGCGUCCAGUAAUUUCAUUAACCGACAGCCGGCGUUGGAGAAGUAACGCCGACAUGAACGAGGAGACGUGGGCUCGCAUCCAGCGGCAGAGGGAUGGAUCUCUGAGGGAGACGCCCGACGACGCCAUGUUUCGCUGGUUGGCGAUGUCGUACGCCCACAGCCACCUGACCAUGACGGAGACCUACCGAGGCUCCUGCCACGGUGACGAUAUCACCGGGGGACAGGGCAUCACCAACAGAGCCAGCUGGGAUCCAGUGGUGGGCAGUAUGAAUGACUUCAGCUACCUGCACACCAACUGCUUUGAGCUGUCCAUCUUCUUGGGCUGUGACAAGUUUCCCCAUGAGAGUGAACUGCCUCUGGAGUGGGAGAACAACCGCGAGGCUCUGUUGUCCUUCAUCGAACAAGUUAACCGAGGGAUAAAGGGUGUAGUGAGAGACGUGGAGGGAAAUCCGCUGCCUAAUGCCACCAUAUCUGUGGAGGGGAUACGGCAUGAUGUCAAAACGGCUCCAAGUGGCGACUACUGGCGGCUGCUGAAUCCCGGCGAGUACAGGGUGACGGCCAAAGUUGACGGCUACACCCCUCAGACCAGACUUUGCAUGGUGGGCUACGACUCCGGGGCCACUUCCUGCAGCUUCACCUUAGCCAAAUCCAACUGGGACCGCAUCAAACAGAUCAUGGCGAUCAACGGCAAGAGGCCCAUUCGACUGGUCACCAAAGUCAACGCGCCGAAAACGACCGCGGCCAGCAGCCCUGCGACCGCCACCGUCGACAGUCACGCUAGCGCUCAGAACGCAGAGCGACUCAGGCGGCUCCGGAUCAUGCGUUUACGCCGGCUGCGUCAGCAGAGAUUACGAGCCGGUCUUAGCACAACUCCUGCUACAACAACCACAACGACAACCACAACCACAACGACAGCAGCCCCGACAACAAUACCUGAAACAGAGAGGACAACUUCCUGGUACGACUCCUGGUUUCCGGUGGACAGUUGGAUCACCGAGAACCCGUUCGAUAGCGUCAUCUUUAACUCGGUGCCCACACAGGACUAUCCUUUCGAAUACACUAUCGACUGAUUACAACAUUCAGCGACCCCACAUCUAUGUAUACCUUACUAACCACUUCAGUUUGCUGCAACAUCACAGCUUUAAUAAAAAAUACAAGAACACAUAGGUCGUUAAUUAUUUAGUUCUCAUAAAGUUUUCACUUGUUGGGUAAACAUUGAGUGUGGAGAUGAAUGUGACUUUAAGGGACUGUCCAUAAGAUAAAUGUGUAGGGAUGUCCCAAUCAGAUCGGGAAGUAUCGGAGCCAGGGCUUUAAAUUAACUAUUUUUGAUCACCAGCCAACACGGCUAGCAGAUUUUGAAAGCUACCAGCCAAUCAGAUUUUCCACAAGCCACGUUUGCUUUUUCCUAACUACUUAACUUCUUCUUCAGCGUAGCUCGUAAUCGAUACCACGCACGCUAUGCACGUAGCCAAAGGUUGCACAACACGUCACGACAAAGUGUUUUAGGAUUAGUAAAGCAUUUACUUAAUUAUUAAAGCAGUGUUGCCAAAUGAAGAUUAGGUUUCCAAGCCAAAGACGCACAAAACCGCCCAAAUUUCUUGGCGCAAAACAGACCAAUUUGGAAACAUUUCUGCAGCCUGCCGAUUCAAACAAACCCUGCUUCCACCAAGGCAUUUUGAGGGCCGGUUUCGGAGCCGGUGCUUUCGUGUUUGGACAGCCGAAGAACCGUCUCUCGGCCAGGAAAACUAGCGCUACGAGGGUUUGCCUUGGUGGAAACAGGGUAACAGACGCUUCGCUUCAUUCAUCAACGGCCAAAUUGGCUAGUAACUUUAAAAUGUUACCUGCCAAAGUACAUUUUUACCCGCAUUUGGCAGGUUGCCAGAUGUCAAUUUAAAGCCCCAAUCGGAGCCGAUGUAGGCACUUUUUAAUUGAUCGGGCAUUUGCAGUCACCCCGGUCCCCUUACUCCGAUAUUUACGUCAGUCAAUUUUACACCAUUCUAAGUAAAAGUUGAUUUUAUAUGCAAGUUUUACAAAAAUGCUAGGUGCACUGUUAAAUGUAUUAAGCUGAAGACAUCUUUUAGUUACUUUGUUUACUUAGUUAUAAAAAAACGUGUGCAGCUCUAUUAUCUGGGCAAAUACAAGUAUCGGAAUCGGGACUCUGUAUCAGCAGAUAUUGGGAUUCAAUCCAAUUGCACUGGGAUCCGGGGCCAAAAUAGCUGAUCGGGACAUCCCAAAUGGGUUUUUGGAAAAUUCUUCACAGAGAGGUGAUCUGAAAUAGAAAGUUUCUGCUGAGCAGAGACUAUACAGAACUGAAUUGGGUCAAUAAAACAAAGUGCAUCACGUCACUAAACAAACAGGAUACCAUUAGGUACGUCUGCGUUAGAAAUGUAUGUAUAUCUUUAUGUUGUUUUUUUUUUUUAAAUGGCUUUACAGUGUGAUUGCCGGACUCAGUUAAUCUGAUUUCAUGUACUGCGGAAUGCAUUUGAAUAAAAUGAUUUUCUAAAUUA